CUAACAGCAGAGACAGAGUUCAGUGUGAGAUGAAAAGAAGGAUUUAACUCGAACAAUGUUGAACCGCCGAGUUCUGAGAGUGAAGAAUCCUCUGAUACGAGAGUGCAUGGCUGAGUUCUUGGGAACAUUUGUUUUGCUGCUCUUCGGCUGCUCUGCUGCGGCGCAGGUGAAGACGAGCAGAGAAACUAAAGGUCAGUUCCUGUCAGUCAACAUGGCCUUCUCUGUGGGCGUGAUGUCGGCUAUGUACCUCACCAAGGGCAUCACAGGAGCUCACCUGAACCCGGCAGUGUCUCUGAGUUUCUGUGUGUUGGGCCAGGUGCCCUGGGGAAGGCUGGUACCCUACUUCCUCUCCCAGCUGUUGGGGGCUUAUGUGGCAUCAGGACUCGUCUACCUGGUCUACUAUGAUGCUAUAAUGGAGUUUAGUGGAGGAGUAUUGACUGUCUAUGGCCCAAAUGAAACAGCAUCUAUAUUUGCCACAUACCCCUCAGAGUACAUCUCUUUGGCCAGCAGUUUCCUUGACCAGGUAGUUGGCACUGGCAUGCUGAUGUUGUGCAUCCUGAGUUUGGGUGAGAAGAGAAACACCCCGGCCCCCCCGGAGCUGAUUCCUGCGAUAGUGGCAGCGAUCGUCCUGGGGAUCUCCAUGUCAAUGUCAGCCAACUGUGGUGGUGCAAUAAAUCCAGCUCGGGAUCUGGGGCCACGCCUCUUUACACUGACUGCAGGCUGGGGCACUGAGGUCUUCACGUGUUACAACUACUGGUUCUGGGUGCCACUGGUGGCCCCACUUGUAGGAGGUGUUUUAGGGACAUUCAUGUACUUGAUCUUCAUCCAAUGGCACCUGCCUGACCCCGACCCUCCGGAGAGCCUCACCCCUCUCUCUAUCAUCAGUGAUAAAGUCCUGCAGCCCAGCACAAUGUGGGACAACGGAGAGGUGUUAAAGGCUGCACGUCUCUAAUGGUUACUGUGAUGGUGAUGGAUAUGUCAUCAUGACAUCAAGUUAAAGACAAUUAUCUGGUUGUGAGUUGGAAAAAGCAAAUCCCUAAGUUGAGCCACUUUUAAAACGCACAGACCUCUUGUGAUCUUCUUCUGGAUUACUAU
Messenger RNA from Gymnodraco acuticeps, 1095 nucleotides. RefSeq names its product aquaporin 10a (gene aqp10a). The record is from RefSeq and is a predicted model, not a curated record. Gene Ontology annotation, molecular function: glycerol channel activity; urea transmembrane transporter activity; water channel activity. Bases 56 to 952 code for a protein of 298 amino acids. Gene Ontology annotation, cellular component: plasma membrane; basolateral plasma membrane. Gene Ontology annotation, biological process: glycerol transmembrane transport; water transport. The transcript is spliced from 6 exons. NCBI's taxonomy places the organism in Eukaryota, Metazoa, Chordata, Actinopteri, Perciformes, Bathydraconidae.